UCAAAACUCACUAGUUCUGAUUUCUUCAAUGGAAAGUAAACAUGUUCAUCAACAAAUCGCUGCAAUGAGACAAUCCUUCUUUGAUGAGGAGGUCUUAGAUGAAUUUUUUUCUCAAUUGGAGCAGCUAGAGGAUCAAAAUAACCCCAACUUUGUAGAAGAGGUGUUUACCAUGUACUUCAGAGACUCCACUACACUACUAGAAACUGUUGAACAAGCAAUGAAAACUAUCUCUAUUACUUUUGCUAAAAUGGACAAAAUCCUUCAUCAACUCAAGGGCAGCAGUGCCAGUGUCGGUGCUAAAAAAGUUCUAAAUGAGAUCAACAAGACAAGACAAGUUCUGGAGAAAGGAAACCUAGAAGGGACAAAAGCUGGCAUUUGGGAGAUGCGAAAGGAGUAUGAAAGUCUCAAAGCCAAGCUAGAACCCUACUUUCAGCUGAAGCAAGCAAACUCAGUGCCCCAAGAGAAGUGAUCAUAUGGUAGAGCUGAAAUAGAAGAUGGCAUUCCCUGCAAAUCCACCAUAAUAUCUUAUAUUGUGUUUAGUCUAUGAGUUAUCACAGUCAAUGUUCUUUCAACCAUGUUUCGAUUAAAUUAAACAGCAAGAGUGUUAAUUGCUUCAUAUAAUAAAAGGAUUCUCAGGUUUUGAAUUAUAGGCCAUUUAAUGGCUAUUGAUUCUUUA
Messenger RNA from Gossypium raimondii (Peruvian cotton), 676 nucleotides. RefSeq names its product histidine-containing phosphotransfer protein 4-like. Gene Ontology annotation, molecular function: protein histidine kinase binding; histidine phosphotransfer kinase activity. Gene Ontology annotation, biological process: phosphorelay signal transduction system; cytokinin-activated signaling pathway; phosphorylation. The record is from RefSeq and is a predicted model, not a curated record. The coding region runs from base 29 to 469 and encodes 146 amino acids. NCBI's taxonomy places the organism in Eukaryota, Viridiplantae, Streptophyta, Magnoliopsida, Malvales, Malvaceae. Gene Ontology annotation, cellular component: nucleus; cytoplasm. The transcript has 6 exons.